Messenger RNA from Paramisgurnus dabryanus, 1053 nucleotides. NCBI's taxonomy places the organism in Eukaryota, Metazoa, Chordata, Actinopteri, Cypriniformes, Cobitidae. The record is from RefSeq and is a predicted model, not a curated record.
UCCACAACAGUUCUUCCAACAACUACCACAGUUGCUCCAACAACCACAACAGUUCCUCCAACAACUACCACAGUUGCUCCAACAACCACAACUGUUGCUCCAACCACAACAACCGCUGCUCCAACAACCACAACUGCUGCUCCAACGACCACAACUGUUACUCCAACAACCACAACAGUUCUUCCAACGACUACCACAGUUGCUCCAACAACCACAACUGUUGCUCCAACGACCACAACAGUUCCUCCAACAACAACAACAGCUGCUCCAACAACCACAACUGCUGCUCCAACAACCACAACAGUUCUUCCAACAACUACCACAGUUGCUCCAACAACCACAACAGUUCCUCCAACAACUACCACAGUUGCUCCAACAACCACAACUGUUGCUCCAACCACAACAACUGCUGCUCGAACAACCACAACUGCUGCUCCAACGACCACAACUGUUUCUCCAACAUCCACAACAGUUCUUCCAAUGACUACCACUGUUGCUCCAACAACCACAACUGCUGCUCCAACAACCACAACAGUUCUUCCAACCACUACAACCGUUGCUCCAACAACUACAACUGUUGCUCCAACGACCACAACAGUUCCUCCAACCACAACAGCUGCUGCUCAAACCACCACAACUGCUGUUCCAACGACCACAACUGUUGCUCCAACAACCACAACAGUUCUUCCAACGACUACCACAGUUGCUCCAACAACCAAAACUGUUGCUCCAACGACGACAACAGUUCCUCCAACAACUACCACAGUUGCUCCAACAACCACAACUGUUGCUCCAACGACCACAACAGUUCCUCCAACAACUACCAUAGUUGCUCCAACAACCACCACUGUUGCUCCAACCACAACAACUGCUGCUCCAUCAACCACAACUGCUGCUCCAACGACCACAACUGUUGCUCCAACAACCACAACAGUUCUUCCAACGACUACCACAGUUGCUCCAACAACCACAACUGUUGCUCCAACGACCACAACAGUUCCUCCAACCACAACAACUGCUGCUCCAACAACCACAACUGCUGCUCCAACAACC